AUGAGUGGACGACGCAAGGCUGAUAAACAAGGGCAAGCACAGAUUCCAAAGUGUCCAGGGCCCGCAGGUAGCCGAGAAUCCUUUGAGUCCAGAGUUGUGCCUGUCCUUCGUAAAGGCUUUGGCCUCAGCGAUCUCGCCAAGCUUCGCUCUUUCACCCUGAAGUCUUCGGAGUGGUCAAUGGCACAGGAGCAAUUCAACAAAUCGAACAAAUCUACCUUUGUAUCAAUCCGCAGCAAGGCCGCAUGCCAGCGAUGGUAUGAGGUCAUGUUAGAAGGACGGCUGGUGGAGAUCAAGGAUAUGGCAUCCAGAAUCCAAACCGAACGAGACAGUGCAUGGGCUUAUCCACUCCCAGCCGAUCAUCUCAUCUCCUUGGUGUACUACAACGUAUAUCGCGCCAUGAUCAAGAAUGUUGAACUUUUGGGCUUAGAUCUAAAUUUAAUGUACACAGAUGACUAUCCCUCACCAUUCACCCCGUGUUCACAAACGGCCACAUCAGCCAUCCGUCGCCUCCCCAUUUCGCUCGAGCCGACCGAACUGCAGAAAAGUAUGGCUCAUCAUCCACAGUGGGACAUCAUGCCAGAUCCCAUUGUGAGAGACAACAUACUUCGUUACGGCGAAGAGAACAUCAACGAUGUCGAGUUGUGUCUCGACAUGGUGGGAGGGGCUGGUGAAUUAAGUGAGAUUUCAGGUGACACCCAGGAGAAGACGGGGUUAAUUAUCUGGGGCGAACCGUGGGAUGUUGACGGUUGGGAGGUCACCGAAGCAUUUGCCAAAAAAUGGGGCUUCAUGUUGAGAAAUGCACCCAUCACCAUUAGUACGAAUCGAUGGAGAGCAGCACGAGGUGAAGACCCUCUGGACUUUGACACGAUAUUGUGGCUUGAUGUUGAUUCGAGUUGA
Molecule: messenger RNA, 897 nt
Organism: Exophiala bonariae
Lineage: Eukaryota; Fungi; Ascomycota; Eurotiomycetes; Chaetothyriales; Herpotrichiellaceae
Exons: 2
Coding region: 1-897 (298 amino acids)
Source: RefSeq, a predicted model, not a curated record